Messenger RNA from Tachyglossus aculeatus (Australian echidna), 579 nucleotides. RefSeq names its product fibroblast growth factor 4 (gene FGF4). Gene Ontology annotation, cellular component: cytoplasm. The transcript has 3 exons. Gene Ontology annotation, biological process: positive regulation of protein phosphorylation; positive regulation of cell population proliferation; animal organ morphogenesis. The coding region runs from base 1 to 579 and encodes 192 amino acids. The record is from RefSeq and is a predicted model, not a curated record. NCBI's taxonomy places the organism in Eukaryota, Metazoa, Chordata, Mammalia, Monotremata, Tachyglossidae. Gene Ontology annotation, molecular function: growth factor activity; fibroblast growth factor receptor binding.
AUGCCUCUUCCCUCGGCCUUGCUCCCCGCGCUGCUGCUGGGGCUGCUGUCGCCGUGGCCCGGGCGCGGGGCCCCGCUGCCCGCCCCGCACAACGACACGCUGGAGAGGCGCUGGGAGACCCUCUUCUCCCGCUCCAUGGCCCGGCUCCCCGGGGACAGGAAGGACCAGAGCCGCGAUGGGGACUAUCUGCUGGGCAUCAAGAGGCUGCGGCGGCUCUACUGCAACGUGGGCAUCGGGUUUCACAUCCAGGUCCUCCCCGACGGCAGGAUCCUCGGCGUCCACAACGAGAACCGCUACAGCCUGCUUGAGAUCUCGCCGGUGGAGAGAGGAGUGGUGACGCUGUUCGGGAUGAAAAGCCAUCUCUUCGUGGCCAUGAACAGCAAGGGCAAGCUCUAUGCAUCUAUCUACUUCAACGAUGAAUGCAAGUUUAAAGAAAUCCUCUUGCCCAACAACUACAACGCUUAUGAGUCCAGAAGCUACCCAGGGAUGUACAUCGCCCUGAGUAAAAAUGGAAAAACCAAAAAAGGAAAUAAAGUGUCUCCCACAAUGACAGUCACCCAUUUCCUCCCCAGGAUUUGA